UGCAGCGCAGCCUCCCGUCCCGAGCCGCGCGCGGAGCCGCCAGGGUUUCCCACACGCAGACGCCCGGGCCCUGGCCCUUCCGCAGCCUCGCUCCUGCCGGCCGCGCUGCCCGCCAUGCGGCCGCCGCUCUACCGCUGUCACAACACCACCUCGGUGGAGAAGGGCAACUCGGCGGCAGUGGGCGGGGUGCUCUUCAGCGCGGGCCUCCUGGGCAACCUGCUGGCCCUCGGGCUGCUGGCGCGCUCGGGGCUGGGUUCGUGCCGGCCGCGCCCGCCGCCCUCGGUCUUCUACGUGCUGGUGUGCGGCCUGACGAUCACAGACUUGCUGGGCAAAUCCCUCGUGAGCCCCUUCGUGCUGGCCGCCUACGCGCAGAACCGGAGCCUGUGGGGACUGGCGCCCGCGUCGGGCAGCUCCCUGUGCCAAGCCUACGCCUUCUUCAUGUCCUUCUUUGGGCUUGCCUCGACGCUGCAGCUCCUGGCCAUGGCCCUGGAGUGCUGGCUGUCCUUGGGGCACCCCUUUUUCUACCGACGGCACAUCACCCUGCACCGCGGCGCGCUCGUGGCGCCGGUCGUUGGCGCCUUCUGUCUGGCUUUCUGCGCGCUGCCCUUCGUGGGCUUCGGGAAGUUCGUGCAGUACUGUCCCGGCACCUGGUGUUUCAUCCAGAUGGUGCACGAGGAGCGUUCGUUGUCGGUGCUGGGCUACUCGGUGCUCUACGCCAGCCUCAUGGCGCUGCUGGUCCUCGCCAUCGUGCUGUGCAACUUGAGCGCCAUGCGCAACCUCUACGCGAUGCACCGGCGGCUGCGGCGGCGCCCGCGCUGCGGCACUCCGAACCGCGUCGAGCCGGGGCCCUACGACAGGGAGGCGGCCGCGCAGCCCCUGGAGGAGCUGGACCACCUGCUGCUGCUGGCCCUCAUGACCGUGCUUUUCACUAUGUGCUCCCUGCCUUUAAUAUAUCGUGCUUACUAUGGAGCAUUUAAAACCGUCCAUGAGAAAGAUGGAAACUCUGAAGAAAUGGAAGACCUCCGAGCCUUGCGUUUUCUCUCUGUAAUCUCCAUUGUGGACCCUUGGAUUUUCAUAAUUUUCAGAACACCAGUAUUUCGGAUGUUUUUUCACAAGAUUUUCAUAAGGCCUCUUAUGUACAGAAAUUCCUGCCGAACUAAUGUGGAGUCCAGUCUGUGACACUGUUUUACUACCCAGUCUCUGGAGGGAUCUAUGCUUCUUUGAAAAACAGGGAUGUAUGACUUACCAGAGAAUCAUGUUUACUGCGUUUGGCUGCAUGAGGCAACAGGGUAUUCAACACAGAGUAAAGCCCACCCAGGACUCAGUCAACCUCAUUCGAGGGUAGGUGGUAACAACAACCUUAACGUCUACCUAUUAACAGCCAUUAUUCUGCUCUUUGUGGAAACCGUGAGAUCAUGUUGAGGUUCCUGAGAGCUGUGCUUUCAAACCUAGAGCAGGAUGUGGCUCAAAUGGAGCACAACCAAGCACUUUAAUCGUACAUUUACAUGUUUACAAAGGUUUACAACACUACAGCCAAAAGGAAGAAGAGGGGAAAAUACAGCUGCGGCUAAUAAACCAAACAAGAAACUCUAAGCCCAUUUUGUAGGUAAGAACUUCCACCUUUGGUAAAAGAACAUAUGGGGAAUAUUAAUUUUCAGCCACUCUGGGGUCCCUUUGUACUCCAUCACACUCAGACUCUGAGCUGGAGAGCUGGUACAUUUGAAUAGUCCCAGGACCCCCACUCAGCCAUCCCUUCCAAAGAUAAGAAUAUUUGCCUUAUUUCCAGCUUAGAAGCAACCCCACUGAGAACCCCAGAGAGCAAACCUCUGGUUUGUCUCAGAAAUAUAUUAACUUGGAUAUAUGUGUGUGUGUGUUUGUGUGUGGUAUAACAAAACUGUGAAAUGGCCAAAUCAGGAAUAUACAAGCUGUAAUUUACAGUAUCACAUGACAAAAAGUGCAUUUGUUUUCAAGUUUAACUUUCACUUGUAUAUUUAAUGUGUAAAUAUAAUAUGUGUUGUAUUGUCAGAGGAAGUACCUCUUUUUUUGUGUGUUUUCCUUUUGGAAGGUUAACUAUGGUAGCUA
Messenger RNA from Lontra canadensis (Northern American river otter), 2082 nucleotides. It is a transcript of the gene PTGDR, whose product is annotated as prostaglandin D2 receptor. Bases 115 to 1179 code for a protein of 354 amino acids. Gene Ontology annotation, molecular function: prostaglandin D receptor activity. The record is from RefSeq and is a predicted model, not a curated record. Gene Ontology annotation, cellular component: plasma membrane. The transcript has 3 exons. Lineage: Eukaryota; Metazoa; Chordata; Mammalia; Carnivora; Mustelidae. Gene Ontology annotation, biological process: inflammatory response; G protein-coupled receptor signaling pathway; positive regulation of cytosolic calcium ion concentration.